AUGGCUAAGAUGACAACCAACCGGAUGAAACCACUUAUUGGAAAUCUAAUCUCGGAGUCCCAUAGUGCUUUUAUUCCAGGAAUAUUAAUUAUAGAUAAUAUUCUGGUGGCCUCGGAGGUUGGUCACUUUUUAAAUAGAAAGCAAUGCGGUAAAGUGGGGUGGGGAGCUUUGAAAUUGGAUAUGGCAAAGGCGUAUGAUAUGAUGGAAUGGCCGUUCUUGAAAAGAAUGUUGGAAGUAAUGGGAUUCGGUAAGGGAUGGAUUGAUCUGAUUAUGGCAUGGAGAUUUCUUUCUAAUCCAACCUCUCUUGCAGCUAGGAUAUAUAAGGCUCGUUACUACCCGGCAACCUCUUUUAUUGAUGCUAGAAUGGGAAAUUGUCCGAGUUACUGUUGGCGGAGUAUAAUGGCUGCACAUGAUAUGGCUUGCUCUGGGGUACGGAGAAGAAUUGGAAAUGGGGAAACAAAUUUGAUCUGGGGCAACCCUGGUUACCUGAUGAUCCUAGCCCUUUAG
Molecule: messenger RNA, 507 nt
Organism: Ipomoea nil (Japanese morning glory)
Lineage: Eukaryota; Viridiplantae; Streptophyta; Magnoliopsida; Solanales; Convolvulaceae
Exons: 2
Coding region: 1-507 (168 amino acids)
Source: RefSeq, a predicted model, not a curated record